UUGCCCCUCGUGUUCGAAAAGCCUAAAUUCUAAAAAAAAAAAAAAGUGUAAUAAAUUUUUGUACUAAAUCAUUAAAAAUUGCUUGAAUAAAAACAGACAUCUCUGCAAACAUAAUUGGCUUUUCUCGAAGCACCGCAAACGCAGAGAGAGAGAGAGAGAGAGAGAGAGAGAGGAAGGGAGGAGGGAGGUGAAGCUAAGUAGCUAAACAGUAAUACUGGGGGGUUGCAUAGAUAAGCAAAGUAGUUCCUUUUUUGUGAUUUCAAUGGUGCGCUUGUAUCAUUGAAUCUCGGGCUCGUGCUAACGUACGCCUCGGGCUUGCAAAAUUAUUGAAUCUUUUCGAGUUUUGCUCACUUGGAGGUUGUUGGAAAUUUGCAAUGGGUGGUGCCGGGUUUAGCGGUGGCCACCGGGGGAGAAGCGUGAAGGUGGCGGUGUUCUUAGCUUGUUUAUGGGGUUUUAUGUCUCUAUCUUGCGCCGGGAGACUGUCUCCUUCGAGACAGAAGCUUGAAGUUCGGAAGCACCUGAAAAGACUCAAUAAACCUGCCGCUAAAUCCAUUGAGAGCCCAGAUGGGGAUGUUAUUGACUGUGUGCCUAUCUCAAACCAACCAGCUUUUGAUCACCCUUUUCUCAAAGACCACAAAAUCCAGACAAGACCUAGUUUUCACCCAGAAGGACUGUUUGGUGACAACAAGAUGUCGUCUGGGUCGAAACAAAGAGCAAAUCCAAUAACUCAGCUGUGGCAUAUGAAUGGGAAAUGCAGUGAGGGUACCAUUCCUAUUAGGAGAACUAAGAAAGAAGAUGUAUUGAGGGCAAGCUCUGUGAAAAGAUAUGGAAAAAAGAAGCACAAAAGUAUCCCCAAGCCAAGGUCAGCGGAUCCUGACUUCAUCAACGAAAGUGGUCAUCAGCACGCGAUAGCUUAUGUGGAAGGGGACAAGUAUUUUGGAGCAAAGGCUACUAUUAAUGUUUGGGAGCCCAAAAUACAACAACCUAAUGAGUUCAGCUUGUCCCAAGUUUGGGUCUUAGGCGGUUCUUUUGGUGAAGAUCUUAACAGCAUCGAAGCUGGUUGGCAGGUCAGUCCAGAUCUCUAUGGAGACAACAACACUAGACUGUUCACUUAUUGGACUAGUGAUGCAUAUCAAGCCACUGGUUGCUACAAUCUUCUCUGCUCGGGCUUCAUUCAAGUCAAUAAUGAAAUAGCAAUGGGGGCCAGUAUCUCUCCUGUUUCUGCAUUUCGGAAUUCACAAUAUGAUAUUAGCAUUCUUAUCUGGAAGGAUCCGAAAGAGGGACAUUGGUGGAUGCAGUUUGGUAACGACUAUGUAUUGGGGUACUGGCCGUCUUUCUUGUUCUCCUACUUAGCCGACAGCGCCUCCAUGAUUGAGUGGGGCGGGGAGGUAGUGAACUCGGAGCCUGAUGGGAAGCACACCUCGACUCAAAUGGGCAGCGGCCAUUUCCCGGAAGAAGGUUUUGGCAAGUCGAGCUAUUUCAGGAACGUUCAAGUUGUGGACAGUUCCAACAACCUUAAAGCCCCAAAAGAUCUUGGCACAUUCACUGAGCAAUCCAACUGCUACGAUAUCCAAACCGGCAGCAACAGCGACUGGGGAAGGUACUUUUACUAUGGUGGCCCUGGCAGGAACCCUAAUUGCUCAUAAGCAAGCUAUAACACAAGAUAAAAAGAAAAAUGGAAAUCCAAAGAAGAAAAGGAAAAAAAGGAAAGAGUCUUUGAAUCACUGUAUUAUUCAAUGUAGUCCUAAGUCCUCUCUCUAUUGACACCCACCCUUUGUUUUCUUGUUUUAGUUUUUGUUAGGUUUUAUUGAGUAAAUGAAACAUGUUUUUGGUGGGAACUUUUUGACCCUUUUUUAUGUGUUGUAGGUUUCUCCCUCUAUGUAAGUGUGUGUAUUGGGGGAAGUGGGCUCUAGUUUCUUGAAAAGCUUGUAAGAAACUGGCCAUUUGUCAUUUUGUCUUUCUAGCUAGUUUUUAUUACUAUUUCUUUGCA
Messenger RNA from Salvia miltiorrhiza (redroot sage), 1990 nucleotides. RefSeq lists its product as uncharacterized. The transcript has 7 exons. The record is from RefSeq and is a predicted model, not a curated record. The coding region runs from base 375 to 1646 and encodes 423 amino acids. Lineage: Eukaryota; Viridiplantae; Streptophyta; Magnoliopsida; Lamiales; Lamiaceae.